Messenger RNA from Lethenteron reissneri (Far Eastern brook lamprey), 9601 nucleotides. It is a transcript of the gene USP25, whose product is annotated as ubiquitin specific peptidase 25. Gene Ontology annotation, molecular function: proteasome binding; protein binding; cysteine-type deubiquitinase activity. Gene Ontology annotation, biological process: proteasome-mediated ubiquitin-dependent protein catabolic process; protein deubiquitination; regulation of proteasomal protein catabolic process. The record is from RefSeq and is a predicted model, not a curated record. Lineage: Eukaryota; Metazoa; Chordata; Hyperoartia; Petromyzontiformes; Petromyzontidae.
CCGCCCCCCACCCCCUGCCCCCCCCCGUCGCAUGGCGGACAGGUCGCAGUGGACGGUCAUGACUGUGGAGCACAGGGAGACGGCGGAGAUCCCUUCCAGGAAUAAUCAGAUCAUCCUGAAUCAGCUGAGAGAGAUCACGGGCAACAGUGAUGUCAUCGCUUUACAGCAAGCGCUGCAGGCUGCGCAGGGGGAUGUGUCCCAGGCCGUCGCGUUGCUCACGGAGACGCCCAAUCAAAACGCGGGCUGCGCACUCUCAUCCAGCCAAUCGCAUCGCUCGCUCCCCGGCCAAUCGCAGAGCAGCACAAGCAGGCGUGAUUGACCUCACGGGCGACGACAAGGAUGACCUGCAGCGCGCCAUCGCCCUGAGCCUGCAGGAGACGAGCGAGCGCGCCGUCAGGGCCGAUCUCACCACCGAGGAGCAGGACAUCAGCCGGGUGCUGGAGGAGAGCCUGGCGGAGGCAUCGGGCCCCGGAGGAGUGAAGCGCAAGCGCGACUCCCCGUGCGCUUGCUCGUGCCCGCGAGAGGGCGAUGGUGCCAGCGGCGGCGCAGUGGAGGGGGACGUGGCCGUGUCGGCCGUGCGCACGCCGGGGGCUCCUGUUGGGCUCAAGAACGUGGGCAACACCUGCUGGUUCAGCGCCGUCGUGCAGUCUCUGUUCAACCUGCCUGGGUUCCGACGCCUCAUCCUCGGAUUCACCCUCCCAGACUCUCGGCUCCAGAACCCGCAGUCAGAAAAUGAGCGCGUGGGCCUGUGCUUCAUGCGGGAGCUGCGCGUGCUCUUCGCCCUCAUGGUCGGCUCCGUGCGAGGCUUCGUCGAUCCCUCCCCCGCCGUCCACAUCCUCAAGGGGGCCUUCCGGGGCGCGGACACCCAGCAGGAUGUCAGCGAGUUCACCCACAAGCUGCUCGACUGGCUUGAGGAUGCCUUUAGGAUCUCGGCUGAAGAAAGCAGGGACGACUCUCUGAAGACCGUCAACCCCAUGGUCGACCUCUUCUAUGGCCGAGCGCGCUCCAUCGGCACCAAUCAGGGGAAGCGGUUUGCGGUGCUCGAGGGCUUCGGACCGCUGCCCGUGCGUGUGUCGGGGUUCCACGACCUCCACGAGUGCCUGGAGCAUGCCACCAUGGCUGGCGACAUCGAGCAGCAGCAGCAGCAGCCGCCUGCUUGCGCCUCCUCUGGGCAAGAGCUGUGGUUCUCGGAGCUGCCCCCUGUGCUCACACUCGAGUUGUCUCGAUUUCGCUUCAACACGGAGGUUGGACGCCCGGAGAAAAUCCACUCCCGACUCGAGUUCCCCGACACCAUCUACAUGGACCGGUACAUGGAGAGUAACAAGGAGGUGACAAGGAUCAAGAGGGAUGAGAUCCGGCGCUUGAGCGAGCAGCAGAGCCACCUCCAGCAAACCCUAGCACGAUAUCAGAGCUAUGGGUCCGGUCCUCAGAGGUACCCGUUGGUUGAUAUCCUCUCCUGCGCCCUGCAGUUUGCAUCCACACCUCCUGCUACUGUCUUGCUCCCUCCUAUAUCCUUAGCCAAUCACAAGGGUUCAUCGUCCGCUGCUAAGCCACCUUGCACGCUCUCGACCAAUCACGUCACUACAUCUCCCACCGUCUCAUCCUCUCAAGUAGUCUCGACCAAUAACAUCGCUCUGUUUCCCAUUGCCGAGUCCACUGCAAUACCAUCAACCAAUCACGUUGUUUCAUCUCCCGCAGCUUCGCCUCUCCCUGUACUUUCAACUAAUCACAGUGAUCCGUCUUCCACUGUGCCGCCCACUCCUAUGCAGUCAACCAAUCGUAUUGUUUCAUCUCCUACCUCCUUACCUAUACCUGUACCUUUAACCAAUCACGUUGCGCCAUCUUGUGCGACCACUCCCACCCCCACGCCAUCAAUGAAUCACACAGCUCCAUCUCCUGCGGUCUUGCCCAUUCACAUAGCCUCGACCAAUCACGUUGCUCCGCCCAGUGUUGUGAAGUCACCGGCCGACCGGGCCUUGUUAGUGGAUGACACCGGCCCCGUGUUGAUUAAUGGGGUCGCCGAACUGGGAGUGGCUCUACCCCCUCCUGAUGAGUCAUCGAAACAGUCGAAGGCAGAGGCGCUGGAUAUCAACGGCGAUUUAUCCGAGAGCGAGAGCAUAGCUGCUCCGGGCUGCGUUGUCGCUGAUGAUGAAGUUCACCAACAGCGGCAGCAGCCGCAGCCGCAGCCACCUUCUGCAGCAGCCACCGUGGCUUGCGCAGCACCCGAACCGCACCACACGCAAGAACGCCACGGCGCUCGGUCGCGACAGGAGGUCCCGGCGCAGCAGAAGUCCGGCGAGCAAAAUCGGACCGGCGAUCCACCACCACCCGGGACCGAACAACGGACAGCCGACUCGCAACAGGCCAGUGUGCCGCAUCAAGGCAGCCUGCAGCAGGAGGCAAUGCAGGUGGACACACUGCAGGAGAACGUGCAGCAGGGAGAAGAGGAGGGGAGCCAGCAAAAAGACGUCACGCAGCAGCAGCAGCAGGAGUUGGCACACGGGGAGAGUAACCGGCAGACGGAGACGCAGCAGCGUAUCGACCUGCAGCCGGAGGCAAACCAAGUGAGCUUGCCGCAGGACACGCAGCAGCAGCAGCACCGAGGAAACGUGCAGCAGGAGCAUGUGCAACAGGGUACCCCACAGCAAGGAAACUUUCAGCAGGAGAACUCGGAGCAGUGUAAGGAGCAGCAGGAAGGCUCGACACAGCAGUGUGACGUACAGCGGGUGCAGGCGGUCGAGGCGCGGCAGGAGGGGGGGCGCCUGGAGUGGCACGGUUGCCCGGCGCCACAGGCGGUGACGGCGCUGGAGCUGGAGACGAUGAGGGCCGUGCUGAGCCGCUGGAACAGCCAGGUGCAGAGGGAGCUGCAGGAUCUUCAGGACAGCAUCUGUCGAAUCAAAAGAACCAUCGACUUAAUGUACACGGACAAGACCUUUAGACAGCUCCCGUACCGGCUGCACGCCGUGCUGGUGCACGACGGGCAGGCCAUGGCGGGACACUACUGGGCGUACGUCCGCGAGCACGCACGUCUGCCCGCCGCCAGCACCAGCAGCAGCAGCAGCAGCAACACCACCAAUGGCAACAGCGCAAGCUCCAACAGCAACAGCGUUGGUGCGAGUGAGGAGAGCUCGGGCUCCGGCUCCUGCUGGCGCAAGUUUAACGACGUGCGCGUGAGCCGCGCCUCCUGGGCCGAGUUGGUGCGCGACUCGUACGGAGGGGGCGCGCGCAGCGCCAGCGCGUACUGCCUGGUGUACGUGAACGCCCAUGCGCACGAAUUCACUACCGAGCUGGCGGGCGAGGCCGUGGGCGACCUCUCCUCCCUGUCGCCCGCCCUGCGCGACCUCGUCGUCAAAGACAACCAACGCUUCCUGUCGGAGAUGGCGGCGCGGGGCAAUGGGCCGGAGCGGCCCGCAGAGCCUGACGGGGGGGACACGCGGGAGCCCGGGCAGCGCGCGGAGCCGCGUGAGCACGAGCAGGAGGAGCGCCGGCACGAGCAAGCGCCCGCACGGGCGGGCCCGCCGCCGGCGGCACCUUCACGCGAGGGCGAGGGGGCCUCGCGCGAGCAGGAGCGGGCGGACAAGCACUCGCAGACGAACUCGCUCGAGCAGGAGGCGGAGCCGACGCGCGAGCACGUGAACGGACGGGCGCGUGCGGGCGAGCGAGAGGAGACGCGCGAGCGCGAUGGGCGCACAACGGACGUCGCAUCGAUCAGCGAGACCCAGAGGCAUGGCAGUGAGGCGGACGGAUCUGCGUCUCUGCCUGGCCGUGAAUUGACUCCAGCCCCGUCACCCUCACCUUCAGGCACGGAGGAAUACAUGAAAGUAGGCCCGGACACGCCGACGGAAAAGCCCAGGGUGGAGCGCGUCGUCGAGGUCUCCAUCCCGGACGUGGGGACCAUCGUCGUCCAGGCGGAGGAGCAUGGCUACAACGACGAGGUGAUGCUGACGCCGGCCAUGCAAGGCGUGCUCAUGGCGGUCGCUCGAGCCCGGCUCGUGCGCGAGGCUCAGGGGCCCGAGGCCACCCUCAUCGAGGCGUUCCGCGUAGAGUACGCGCGCCUGAGAGCCCUGGCGCAGGAGUCGUACCCGGACGCGUCCUCGCCCGCGUCGCCCCCCCUGGCGCCCGCGGGCACGUCGGGGGCGGCGGCGGCGGCGUGGCGCGGCCGUGAGGAGCGGCUGGAGCACGUCGUCAUCUACCUCUUCCAGAACGAAGCUCCCAACCGCGUGGUGGAGCGCGCUCUGCUCGAGCAGUUCGCCGACCGGAACUUGAGCUACGACGAGCAGCUCAUUAAGAUCAUGAAGGUUGCUCAGGCGAAAUUGCAAGAAAUCAGUCCUGAGGAUAUGGAUCCAGCUGAGUACCAGAAAUGGCACCAGGAGUAUGAGCUGUUCCGGCAAGUGUGUGUUUACCUGGUUAUGGGCAUCGAGAAAUAUCAGGAGGGCAGGUACACGGAGGCGCUGCCGUGCUUAAUGCACGCGCAUGCGGUGAACGAGGAGCUGCUGGCGCGCGGCCAGCGCCGGGGCGUGCGGCGCGACGUGCUGGUGCGCUACCGCAGGGUGUGCGUGCGGCGAGUCAACGAGGCGUGCGCGCUGACGUUCGGCACCGGGGACGUGGCCCAGGCCACGCGCUCGCUCGCCGUUAUGACGGAGCUGGUGCUGCCUGCCAUGGCGCUCUUGGCCCCGCUGGGCAGCUCCUGCGAGGGCGGCGACGCCGGGGACGAGGCGGCCGUGGCCAGGGAGUCCGACCUGUGCGCCGUCGAGCUGAUGCGCGACCGCUGGUGCUCCUACCUCGGCCGCGACGACAUGGCGUCCGAACUCCAGGAGCUGCUCACCGACUUCCUGCCGCGGCUGCUGGACUACCAGCCCGAGCCGGCUCCGCCGACACAGCUCACUCCUCCUCCCCUGCAGGGGCCGCCACCACCGCCGCCGCCCUCCGAGCCCCGCAAAUGCGAAUCUUCCGGCGACAACUGGCGCGGCCUGCGGGCCCCGCCACGCCUCAAGGCUUACUCGCCCCACACGCUUGCCGAGAAGAUGGCAGAAGUGCUCAGGGUGAAUCGGCCGCGCGAGGCGUAGCGAGCGAGCGGGCAGGGCGUGGGGUUAACGGGGGCGGGGGCUGCUCACCCGCAGAACUGAUUCUCAGCGCUGUUGUUUUGAUGCUAGGAACUUUGCCGGCUCUUCCCGGAAAUUCCGCAAAUGCUUCCUUUUGCUGCGAGAGUUUUCCCAGCUUUGGGGGAAUUCCCUCGAAUGUUUUCUUUGGCCCUGGAAUAUUUAUCAGCACUUCCCAGGAACUGAGCUGCCACUUCUUGCGUUGGCAAUAGAGGGAUUUCUUAGUUCUCCUCGGGAAUCCUGAAAAUUAUUCCUUCCGCUCUGAGGGAUGUCACUGUUCUUCCCAGAUAUCGUAGAAUGAUUCAUUUUGUCUUUGGAGGUGAAAGAGCAUUCUCAGCUCUUCCUGGGAAUUCUGCAGGUCCUUAGACUCUUCUUCAGCAUCAACACACACAAAACCACCAUUCCUGGAAACAUCCCAUUUCAGAAUUUGACUUGCGGAUAUUGGACCACGCCACUGGAACACAAAGGUCUACCCUUGUGAAGGACGCCACGGGUUCUUUAAUGUCCACUUCACAGCAGGCGAUGCACUCUGGUUGAUGAUGAUUGUGAUAAGAAUAACAUCUGACGAAAAUCACAGGGCAGUGAUGGGUGAUGGAACCGUCGACUCAGAGCAAACUGUCAAGCGUCGAGCGUGCUCAAACAACGGUCCGCCUGGCCGCCGCCAUUAGUGGCGGAAGAUUUUUCCACCUCUUUCCGGGAAUUCCCCGUGUGUGUCCGUGCGUGUAUCCGUGCGCGUGAUCUACAAAGCGUGUGCAAAGUCUGGCUUGUGAUCCCAUGGGAAGUAUUUUUUUUCCACAAACCCUCCCCCCCUUGUGAAUGAUGCCCUGACACCUGGGAAAAGUUAUGCGCUGUACGUAAACUCCGGGAAAGAUCCCCGGCACGCUUGCCAAAGUCUUAGGGAAGAGCCCGUUGCUUGCCGUGUCCUCAGCAGGCUCUCCCUCGCUACAUCCCGAGCCCACAUAACUGUCACGCUUGUGUUUUGCCUUGUGCUCGUCUCAAAACAACGCAGCAGCGCCGAGAACUCCUCGACUGGCCAUGGUCAUGAGCUUGAAACGAGGACUGCGCCGUCCGUCAUCCUUGGGCCGGCGUUGAUGUGAAGAAGCGAUCACGCGACGUUUUAAACUUUUAAAGUGCAAUUGAGGGAAUGGGGGUUGCAGGGGGUGGGAAAUUAAGAGGGACGACCCCGUGUAGACACGACCACAGAGACAUCGCGAUGGGCAAAGAUAAGCGUUGGUUUGCGUCGGUCUCUGUCCUUGAUCGUCAUGGGACAGUUGAUCAGCCUCUCGCACACCUUAUGUAUUUGUGUUACAAGUUUUGAGCUCGGUCACAGGCGAACUGAAAGAAAGUUUGUUGACGUAUUUAGUUUUGUUCUUUUGGUCGAAAUUGCAGGCAGGCAAGCCGGUGGUCACCUCCCGACCGUGCGGGUCAGAUAAUUGAAAGACGCUCUCGAUCUGAAGUGUUAGCUCCGAUGCCCGCGCAGGGAUGCGGAGUGAAUUAACGAUGCUUUGCCUGGUAUCCAGAUGCCACGAAGUCGGAUAAAAUUUGUUACAAAGUAUUGAAACUGCUGAAUCUUGACCCAUCUCCAAAACCCAACGUGUCCUUCAUGUCUACGUGGGCUUGUCCCUAGUACCUGUUGUUUGUGUCUCUCAUCUCGCUCUCUCGUCCUGUCGGUCUUGCACCAUUUCCCUCCCAUGUUUUCACCUCCCCCACACUCCACUUUAGCUUCACACUCCGGAAACGUUGCAUGACAAAAGCUCUUCCCAUCGGGAGUUGAGGGAGCAGGCGCUUUUGUGACGCUACCACUGGCGGGGCGGAACCGUUGCUCCGGUUGCUUGCCAAUGGUUAGUUUAACACGUAGUAGGCUUUCGCGACCAAUAUCCAUAAUAAAGGUUUUUUUUAGUUAGCCAUGAAUAUAAAUGUGCCGUUAAACCCGCCACCACCCGACACGAACAAUUAGUAAGGUUUGUCACGUAAACAGAACAUGCCAAUUCGUGCCUAGUUCAGUACAUCUGUGUGUUGGAGAGUAAACCCACAGCAUUUACAAUUCCAGUUUUGUGGGGUUACUUUCCAACGCACCCGUGUGCUGAGCUCGUAAUGAAUUGGCACGUUUUGUUUACGCGACAAAACCAUUACCAGUUGGCUGUAUCGGGUGGUGGAGGGUUUAAGGACACAUUUAUAUUUAAGCGAUCUAACCCAAAAAAAACCCUCUUAUGCUUGCUAAUGCUCACGUUGGUUUGCCGUUUGUGGAUCUCAACACACGUCCCACUGCACCCCCCCCCCCGCUCUGCUUGCCGAGUCCGUGAGCAUCCGUCGUGGACGGGGGUCAAUGAGUGUCUCGUGUCGUGUGAACAUCACUCCCAAGAAUGUGGAGAAAUUUAAAAUAAUAAUUGCACCUUGCGAACUGGCACAGUUAAUGCUGUCCGGCCAACAUGAAUCUAGAUCCACCACGGGCAGCUCGCCGGCUAGUGGGAGAGAAUCGGUGCAAAAGGCAAUGACUAAGAGAGAGGGCGCCACUGUGCGGGUUAUGUGAAUGUUUUGAUUGCGCACAGAUGUCCUCCUAGUCGGGCGCUAUGUGUCUGGACACUGAAGCAUUUCAAUUAAUUCCAGAUUCCCCCUCCAGGAGUUGUGUGGUCACACGAUGUUGUGGAACAACCUGGACGUCACAUCGCAGGCUUUUGACCAAUCUCACACAACCACCAAAUCCUCGUCCUCCUGCUGUGCGCAUGAGCGGUUCGCGGCCGUGCCUAUCUUUGUCUGCUCAACAAGCCCCCUCGGUUGUUGAAGCAGUUCAAGCUAAGUACGUUCGUUUGGACGCUGCAUCCUGCAUUGCAGCAGUUGCCAUUCAACGAUUCGCAAUCUAAUGUUACGAUAUGGAGUCGUAUCCAAAUUAAUUUUUGUCGUCGCAUGUGUUCCGUCUCAUUUGCACCGUUAAGCCUGAAGGUUGCGUUUGCGUAUCGUGCAUAAUGUCCAUUGAAUUCUGAAUGCGCACAACCUUUAAGCCACGUAUCUUGAACGUAAGAAUUUCAGUUGGAGAAUUGUUACAGGUGUACACACUUGCUAUUGUGUUGCUCUGCGCUUUUGUAGUCUUCACAGGUGAUGGCCUGUCGCGGGAGUCACUGCGUGGAGGAGUGGGCAGGGCAGUCGCAGGAAGCAAUUUCCCUUCGUCCUCUCACCCACAAGUGGGCCUGGCAGUAAACAGCCCCGGUCAUCAUGGCUUAUCGUCUAAAAAUAAUGCCCAACCUCCACACCGACACGGUGUCCUGACAGAGCCAGUGUGACCCCCCCUCCCCCCCGAUGGAUGACAACCCCAUUGGCUGGUUUCACUUAGUUUAUUUAAUGCAGUAAGUAAAACAAAAUGGGAAACUACAAAGAGUAUUUAAUGGUACUGGCUGGAGGGGUUGGCUCAACGCCCUGACAUGGCCGUUGUGAACCCAAAUACUGUACUUUAUUUUUAAGAUUGAGGUGUGGUGUGAUAAAUGCCGCGAUGCCAAUCCCCGCUGUUCGAGUCUGUGGGCCUCUCGGUCGGUGAAGUGCGUUUGCUUUUGUGUUGAAGUGCAUUUGUUGCCUGCAUUUAAGUUUUUUUAUGUUUAAAAAAAAAAACAGAUGAAAAUAAGCUUGACUCAAUUUCCCACCAGUUUUCCCUGCUACACUUUCAAAGGGUCUGAUACAUGUCACAGGAAGAAAAUACUAUCAGCCCACAAUGCUGCCGUUGUGUAUGGCUCCUUAAAUGACAUUGGUUUAAAACCCACUUUUCCACAAUUUAGUGCUUCGGAACCAAUAUUUACCCCCCCCCCCCCCCCCCCAGUGGAAUGGUUCACUGCCACUGUUCUCCCGCGCUUAUAUAAUACCCAUAACACCACUCUUCAGAGCUGCAACCUAAGGUGACGGGAAGUGUAUCUAAAUACGACGGGAGACCACUGGUGAAAUGCCAGCACCGCAGCGGGGUAGCAUGGGUCUCGCGCAGCGUCGCUUGGGCAUGGAAAAUCGGCGCUCCGCAUCGAGAAUGGACGACGGAGAAACAUCCACAGCCUGCGCAGUCAUUCAAGCACAGCUACCCACACAGCCGCUCGCAAACAACCGUGAUCCACGUCACAUGCGCAAACCACUAUACUUCUGGACUCAAAAGAAUCGCUUACGUGCAACAACACAGUCGCCAAGUUACUACUUGUGCGUCGCACGCAACGCACGCACAGUCGCACUUUAAUACACGACCGCCAAAGCACGCGUGUACAUUCUACUGAACUUACACAAUGUUAAUGCUGCUAGAGCGAGCGAUAAGACGUACAAAUGUAUAUUGUUACACGCAGCAAACUCUCGCCGGGGGACGGAACCGUAUUCGUCUGUCAUGCGAAUUGUACGCACGGUACGUGCGAGGUUUUCACGGCGGUCGUCCGGGUGUUGUUCUCCAGUGCUGCUUUAGCUGUGUUUGACGCAGCAUUGAGACUGACCCACAGUAAUGGUUAUGCUCCACCUGUAUAUCAAAUAAAGACAGCGGACAUUAA